Messenger RNA from Schistosoma turkestanicum, 4852 nucleotides. The record is from the annotation of a GenBank genome assembly. Lineage: Eukaryota; Metazoa; Platyhelminthes; Trematoda; Strigeidida; Schistosomatidae.
UUAUGCUCAUAUUGUUGCUUCUUUUGUAUUAUUUGUAGUAAAUUAGAAAACUAUUAUGGAAGAGGAAGAUGAUUGGAGACAGUGUGCUGAAUGGCUAAACAGAUGUCAAAUUAUCCCAGAUGACCAUCCGGUUUUAGGGCCAGAUGGUAAUGCUAUUCACUUAGUCCAAGCCUUAAUGGAUGGGGUUGCUUUAUGCCAUCUUUUAAGCACAUUAUCAAAUCACGAAUUAGAUAUAAGAUCGAUGAAAGAUUUUAGCCAUAUGCCACAAAAUUCUCAGUUUCUAUGCUUUCAAAAUCUUCGACUAUUUACACAAUUAUGCGAAAAAGAAUUUGAUAUUCCCAGAAAUUUACUAUUUCAACCUGCUGAUAUUUAUCAUGCCAAAAAUUUUGGAAAAGCCAUAGUGACGUUAUCGAAAUUAUCAUGUUCAAGAAGAGCACAGUUAACUGGAAUACCUGGUUUUCCACCGGAAAAUUCAAAGCUACAAUCCACUCAUGAAUAUUAUAAUAAUCUUGAAGAAAUUGCUGCUGCAAUGAAUAAGUUACCUGACUCCGGAAAACCGAAUUACACUCAAAUGGAAGAAGAGAAUAAAGAAAAACUCUAUGAUACAGUGGUGUAUCAAGGUUCAAAGUCUCGUAUAAAUUUGGACUCUGAACCUACAACAGCCCGAGCAUACUGUAUUCGUGAAAUAGUUGAUACGGAAAAAAAUUACGUAGAUGUGUUGAAAAUGUUAAUUGAGAAAUACAAGCAUCCACUUAUUGGAGUUCUUUCGCACAAUGAAAUCGAAGAGAUUUUCAAGUACAUUGAGGAAUUACAUACUAUUCACAGAGAAUUUCUAAGUAAUCUAAGUUUGGCAACUAGCGCAACUGUGAAUUUUCUUAGUUUAAGUGAUGUUUUUCUCAAAACUCGAGAUAAUCUACUAAUAUAUGGAGAAUAUUGUGGUCAUUUGCAACAUGCGCAAAAUUUAGUCUAUGAGAUUAUGCGAAAUGAUGUGGAAAAACGUAACAAAAUAGAGUUAUGUCAGUCAAAUUCGGAGAAAUAUAAUAAAUUCGCUUUGGCUGAAUUACUUACAAUACCAAUUCAACGUGUUUUAAAAUAUCAUCUUUUGUUAGAGCAUCUUUGUAAACUCACCCCAGCUGACCACUACGACCGUCAUGAUUUAACUGUAGCUCAUGAAGCUAUGCGUGAAGUUGCAUUAUCUAUCAAUGAUGUUAAACGAGAUCUUGAUACAAUUAGCUCCAUUGAUCAAAUUCAAUCCAGUUUACUUGAAAUUAUGCUGCCUCCAGAUAAGAGGUUAUCAAGUUAUGGGCAUUUACAUAUGGAUGGUGAAGUGAAAGUUCUUUCCGAAUCAGAAAGCAAAGCUAAAACAAGAUAUUUGUUUUUAUUCGAUAAAAUAUUGAUUGUAUGCAAACCAAAGGGUGAUAGUUUUACAUUCAUGUUCGCUUAUCAUGUUGUAAAUGGCCAAUUCCAAAAAGUCACUUUACCAAACAAAAAAGGAUAUGCUUAUGGAUUUACUUUACCAAUCUUGGGUGAUAGAGAUUCACCGAAUCUUACAUUUUUUACAAAAUCUGAAGAAUUACGUACAGCCUGGAUGAAAGCUGUAACAGCUGCAUUAUCCAAUCUUUGUCCACCAGGAGCUAAAGAUCGAGGUUACAACUUUGAAAUGUUCACAUUCAAACAACCUACUUAUUGUUGUAUUUGUAAUAAAUUAAUCACGGGAAUGUUUUUUCAAGGUUAUCGUUGCCGAGAAACAAAUCGAGCUGCACAUAAAGGUUGUCUUGCCAAUCAUAAUCUUCCAAUACGUGGUCUAGCUAGUCCAUCUAUUAAUGGAUUUGUAUCAAGUGCUCCACCACCAUUACCUCCCCAGAAUAAUACAGUGCGUAGUCGACGUUCUCAUGCAAUGAUGGGAAGUGUUCCUUGUACACCUGCAAAAGACUCAUCAUCUACUUCAGACUCAUUUGAUUUCUCACAGUUAAAUGAUACAUUAUCUUCUGUAAACCACUGGCUUGCGGCUGAUCAUAACAAUCUGUCGAAUGUCACUUUACAACGCAAUCGACGUAUUUCUUCAGGUUUACCUACUUCAAAUAUUCCUCCAGUGAAUUCAAUUUUCGCUGUAGCGCGAAAAGCAUAUGACGGUGAUCCUCUUCCACCUUCAGGUAGUCAUCCUUUGAAAUUAUCUAUUGGAGACCAAGUUGAAUUGAUCAAAUGGACUGAAGGCUCAUCAUGGUGGCAAGGUUAUUCUGAUGGCUCUGAAGGUUGGUUUCCUGCCAAUAUUGUUGAAAUAGUGAAUACCAAAGUUAAUAAACCAAGCAGUGCAAGACUUUCUCAUCAAGUAUCUUCAUCGUCUAAUAAUUCUGAUCGAGCAUCAGUUUUUAGUAAUAAUAAUUCUUCAGCUCAAAAAUCAUUCUUUUUAUCAAAUGAAACAUCUCCAUCCAGUUUACCUUUCUGUACUAUAGGAAAUAUAACUGUAAAUAACAGUCGAUCAUCUAUCGUCGGUAAUAAUAAUAAUAAUAAUAUUCCUAGUUCUCCUUGUUCAUCGUUAACAUCACUCAUCCCAGUGAAUAUGAUGAGUACUAGUAUAAAUAAUUCAUAUCCUCCAUUAAUGUUUCGACGUUUGAAAAAGCGUAGUUUAUCAGCUUUGGAAAUUCCUGAUUCAUCUCAUCACUGUAUUGAUUUAGUUCCAUCAGUAUUGUCAACUACACAGACUGCAGCAGUUGGUGCAGCAGUCACUUCGAGAUUUGAAAAUUUCCCAACAGACUCAACACUGGAUCAUUCACAUAUCUUUCUGUCGACUUAUCCCUGGUAUGUUGGUGAAAUGGAUAGAAUUGAAGCUGUUAAUUUAUUAAAUAAUUGUACUGAUGGUACAUUUCUUGUACGUUUGUCUAAAAGUGCUGAGAGAAUGGGAGAAUAUUCACUGUCUGUUGUAUACGGUCAUCCACGACAUAUUCGUAUACAACGUUUUACAUCAUCUGAUAAUUCUUGCAUUACAUAUGGCCUUUGUGAAUUGGAACAAUUUCCAAAUAUACCGGGUGUAAUUGAAAACUAUUCCAAAGUAUCGUUAAAUCGAUGUUUUGAUGAAGUUGAUGUAACAUUACUUUAUCCUUACCAAAAGUGUCCUUCUUCACCAUUGUUUUACGUACGGGCAAAUUUCGAUUUUCAUGAUACAUCUAAUAGUCGUUUCUUAAAUCUAAAAGGAGGUGAUCGAAUUGCUGUAGUUAGUCGCGCAGCUGAAGACAGAGGUUGGUGGAAAGGAUGGUUAAAUGGUCGUAUCGGAUUCUUCCCCAUGUCUUUUGUAACACGAGAGCUGUCUGCAUGACUAUGCUGAACUGCUACUGUUAUUUGUUGUUGUUGUUACUGUUGUUGAAAAUUUGUAUUUUUAUAUCCAAUUUCUUUGUGAAAACAUAUUUUUACCCACUUGUAUUUUCAUUACAAAUCUAAACAUACCCAUUCAGUGUAAAAUAUCUAUUCAUAGUGAGUGAUCUAAACAACGAACUUUGUUAUGUCACUGAUCUAUCGUAAUAUCUAUUGAUUAUAUGUGUGUAUGUAUUUAUGUAUGUAUAUGAAAAGUGAGAGUUGUACAACGCGAUAGUCAUAAAGUAUGCUUUAAGUAUUUUUCCUAUUUUAUUUUCAGCCAAGUAUUAUUUUUCUCUUCUAUUCAUCUACAGUCUAUCAUUAUUAUAAUUGCUGUUUUAUUAUUGGUUAGUUAGUAGUUACAUUAUUGUCUGUAUUUGUGUGAGACUGCCCUAUUACUACUAUUAGUAUGAUCAUUUUUCGCUUCUGUGUUUAUCUUGUACAUUGGUGUGCCUUGAUCAUGAAUUUAGGAAACUAAUCAACAAUCGUUUCACGGCAAUCUAAGCAUACACAGUGUGUAAAUAUAAGUAUGUAUGAUCGCAUCGAAUAUGUACUAAAUGUGCGUGUUUCAUUUUUUUCCCCCAAAAGAUGUUCAUAGUUUUGUAGUUAUCAAUUUUCGAUAUAAUUUUCUCUUCUAUGUAUAGCAUUUUGAUUUCCAACGUUAUUUUUUACUUUCUUAUCUUUAUUAAUUUUCUUUUCUCUAUAUGGUUUACAAAUGAGGCAUUUACCACUACUACUGAUAAUGAUAACAACUUUACGAAUCAUCAAAAUAUCAGCGAUAUAAUGAUCAUUCUGUAAUUAACCUGUCUAAAAAAUAACUAUCUUUUUUUUACCAUGAGAAAAUUUAGUGGUGAAUUUCUUCAAUUGUUUUUCGGAUGUUCAGUGUUAUUGAUUUUUUAUGAAUGCGCAUCCACAAUCGUAGUGCUUCGUACUUUUCUGCCUACUUAUUCACCUCGCUUUAUUCUGAUUUUGUGCAUUGCUAGUUUUCUCCUGUUUAACAAACCUGUAACUCCUUGUUUGGUUUUAUUUUUAAACGAAUCACAGAAAUAAAGUGUUAGAUUGUAGACAUUUUUUUAAAAAUUUUAUCUUUUUCCAUUUUUAUUUCCUAGUUAUUUACUGACUGACUCUCUUUGGUUAUUAUUCUUUCUUUUAUUAUCAUCAUGAUCAUAAUUUUUACCGUUUUUAUCUCUUGAUUUGAAACAAUUCUAUUUUGUAUUUCCUUCGUUUUGAAUUUUUUUUUUAAAAAGAUAAACAAACCAAUCAACUAUGUAUAAAAAGAACAAUCACAUUGAUCUUUUCUGUCACCAAUCUGAUAUUUUCAAUUUUUUGUCAUAUUUGUUUUAAUGUGCGAAAUUAUAACCCCUCCAUAAAUAUUAAAAAUUGAAUAUGUUUAUUGUGUUUCUUUUUUAUCAGGACAAAGAUCCUUUCCAUAGUUUUCUUGACAAACCAUUUUAUGCUAAGAGUUCACUUGUUAAGGUUUUCUUUUGAAAAUCAGCGGUUCAAG